AUGGCAUCAGACAUGAAGGCGACGGUUGAGCCCACCAAGAAGGGUUUCUCCGUCUGUGGUUACGAGAAGAUCGAGUACGACUUUGAGUUUCUCGAUGGCGUUUUCAACAAGCAGAACAGCCAGCUGGCCGACUGUUACUCGCGGUGGAAGCGAUGCUUGGCUGUCAUGGACCUCAACAUCUUCAAUAUCUACGGCAAGGAGAUGAAGGAGUACUUUGAUCACUACAACAUUGAGCUCAAGAUUCACAAGACCAUGAUUGGUGAGAAGGCCAAGUCCAUGGAGACGUUGCUGAGCAUCGUCGACUCCAUGACAGAGUUCGGUGUCUACCGCAAGGAGCCUGUUCUUGUUGUUGGAGGUGGUCUGGUCACAGAUGUUGCUGGCUUCGCAUGCGCUGCCUACCGCCGCAACACACCAUUCAUCCGCAUUCCCACAACAGUUAUUGGCCUGAUUGAUGCUUCCGUAUCCAUCAAGGUCGCUGUCAACUACGGCAACUACAAGAACCGUUUGGGCGCAUAUCACGCACCAACCCACACAUUCCUCGACUUCACUUUCUUGCGAACUCUUCCCACCGCACAGAUCCGCAAUGGCUUUGCCGAGCUGAUCAAGAUCUCUACUUGCGCCCAUCUGGAGACCUUUGACCUGCUUGAUCGCUUCUGCGAGGAGCUGAUCAAAACUGGAUUCGGUCGCACUGAUGGAGCCAGCAAGGACGUCAGGGAUGCUGCUGACAAGAUCAACCGCAAUGGUAUCCACGAGAUGCUGAAGCUUGAGACUCCCAACCUGCACGAGAUCAUGCUUGACCGUGUCAUCGCAUACGGCCACACUUGGUCGCCCCUCCACGAGCUCUCCCCUGACGUGCCCCUGCGCCACGGCCACGCCAUCUCUAUUGACAUGGCCUACUCUGCAACUCUGGCGCACGUCCUCGGAAAGCUCUCAUCAGAUGAGCACCGCCGUCUGUUGAACCUCUUCUCCCGCGCCGGUCUUUCCAUGGACCAUCCCCUCUUUGACGAAGACAUGCUUGAGAAGGCUACCUCUGCCAUCCUCAAGACCCGUGAUGGCAAGCUGCGCGCCGCCGUUCCCUCACCCCUGGGCAACUGCGAGUUCCUCAACGAUAUCUCCCACGAGGACAUGUGUGCGGCCCUAAAGGUGCAUAAGGACCUGAUGAAGGAGUACCCCCGUCAGGGUGCCGGCCUCGAGGCCUACGUCGAUGCUAGCGAUACCGGCUACACGAUCAAUGGCUCUUCCGUAGAGGAUGAGUCUCGCAAGCACAUGAACGGCGUCGAGCAGACCGUCACCCGUGAUGACACCAUCUCCUCCAACGGUUCCUCGACACCCGAGUACGGCUUGUCAAAUGGCAAGAACUUGGAUCAGGACAAGGCUACGUAUGCUGCUGCCGGCUUCGAGCCCGAAGUUCUGAAGAAGCUUAACGCUGAGGAGAUGAAGAGCUCCAGCACACAUGGCAAGGUUCAUGUUGAUGAGGAGUGUUGUUAG
Molecule: messenger RNA, 1488 nt
Organism: Colletotrichum acutatum
Lineage: Eukaryota; Fungi; Ascomycota; Sordariomycetes; Glomerellales; Glomerellaceae
Product: 3-dehydroquinate synthase
Exons: 4
Coding region: 1-1488 (495 amino acids)
Biological process (GO): antibiotic biosynthetic process
Molecular function (GO): 3-dehydroquinate synthase activity
Source: RefSeq, a predicted model, not a curated record